Messenger RNA from Zea mays, 1359 nucleotides. Its product is annotated as glucan endo-1,3-beta-glucosidase 7. NCBI's taxonomy places the organism in Eukaryota, Viridiplantae, Streptophyta, Magnoliopsida, Poales, Poaceae. The record is from RefSeq and is marked validated. Gene Ontology annotation, biological process: carbohydrate metabolic process. The transcript is spliced from 2 exons. Gene Ontology annotation, molecular function: hydrolase activity, hydrolyzing O-glycosyl compounds. The coding region runs from base 46 to 1296 and encodes 416 amino acids.
GUCGGUCCCGAGCGACACAACAGACAGAGGAGGAAGGAGAAGGAUAUGGGAGGCGAGGCGGGAAUGGGGCUCCGCGUCCGCGCCUCCUCCCUCCUGCUGUCACUGGUCCUCGAGCUCGCCGUCGCGCUCGUCUCAGUGUCGGCGCAGCACAAGUUCGGGAUCAACUACGGGCAGAUCGCGAACGACCUCCCGGACCCGGCGCAGGUGGCGACGCUCCUGCAGUCGAUGGGCGUGAACAAGGUGAAGCUGUACGACGCGGACCCCCGGGUGCUGACGGCGUUCGCCAACACGGGCGUCGGCUUCACCAUCGCCGUGGGCAACGAGGACCUGCAGGCGAUGGCGGCCAGCCCGGACGCGGCGCGCCGUUGGGUGGCGGCGAACGUGCAGCCCUACGUCCCGGCCACGCGCAUCACCUGCGUCACCGUCGGCAACGAGGUCCUGUCGGGCAACGACACGGCGGCGAUGGCCAGCCUGCUCCCGGCCAUGAGGGCCGUGCACGCCGCGCUCGGCGACGCGGGCCUCGGCCAGCCGGUCGCCGUCUCGUCGGCGCACUCCGUGGACGUGCUCGCCACCAGCUUCCCGCCGUCGUCGGGCGCGUUCCGGGAGGACCUGGCGGGGUACGUGCGCCCCAUCCUCGACUUCCACGCGCAGACGGGGUCGCCGUUCCUCGUCAACGCGUACCCCUUCUUCUCGUACAAGGCGAGCCCGGGGCCGGGGCCGGGGGGCGUGUCGCUGCCGUACGCGCUGUUCCAGCCCAACCCGGGCGUGCGCGACCCGGGCACCGGCCUCACCUACGACAACAUGCUGUACGCGCAGAUCGACGCCGUGUACGCCGCCAUGCAGGCCGCGGGGGGGCGCGCGGACGUGGGCGUCACGGUCUCGGAGACCGGGUGGCCGUCCAGGGGCGACGACGACGAGCCCGGCGCCACGGCGCAGAACGCCGCGGCGUACAACGGCAACCUCAUGCGGAGGGUCGCCGCGGGCCAGGGCACGCCGCUCAGGCCCGCCGUGCCCGUCGACGUGUACGUGUUCGCGCUCUUCAACGAGGACUUGAAGCCCGGGCCCACGUCGGAGCGGAACUACGGCCUGCUCUACCCCGACGGCUCGCCGGUGUACGCGCUCGACGCCGGCGGUCCGGGCCCGGGCGGCUCGCUCAACCCGUACUACACGUCCAUGUUCUCCUCCUCCUCCUCGUCCGGAUCGGCGGUGGGCGUAACCUUUUUGACGGAGAAAGUGGUACUAUCACUGCUGCUGCAAGCAAUUGUAAUACUCCGACGAUCACAUUCGUACUGUUAGACUGUUAGUCAGUGCCAUAUACUCUUGUAAUCUUGUAUACGAAAAAUAUGCAUUUCAAUUCAA